CUGAAACCAUGGAAUGCCAGCUUUUACAAAACACAUUCAGUAAAGCUGUCUGACUUGCCAGACUAUACCUGUCAAACACACUGCCCUUCAUAAAUCACAACAUUUACUGAACCAUUCAUUUCCUUAGUUGUUGUAAGCCCUGUACCCACCCACUGAACAAAACAAUUAGAUAUACCUUCGUUCCAAGGAAUAAUGGUGACGCAGUCAAUCAUUCUUAAUCCAACUGUAUAAAACGCUCGAGGACACAAAAGGGGUUAUUUUACCUGACGCCUCAACUACGAAGAACGCACUUUAACCUCCCAGGACGCAUCGCCAGACUAUCUCUCGCCAUGUCCAUUGUAGCCAGUAGCAGUAGUAGCCGUAGAUAUAGCUCAGGUAGCGGUGUCGUUACGAGUAGCCUCAGUUCGUCCGGUGGGAUGCAGUUUUCCAGCGGUUUGGGAUACGGUAGGUCCCGUAUGAGCGUGUCCUCUGUUGGGAGCAGUCGCUCGCCGAGUGUAUAUGGAGGUGCCGGGGGAUACGGCACCCGUAUCUCUCAAUCUUCUUUCUCUACGGACGGGCCAGGCCAGACCACUAUUGUUGCCAACGAGAAGCAUACCAUGCAGAAUCUGAACGACCGUUUGGCCACCUACCUGGAAAAGGUGCACUCUCUAGAGACAGCCAAUAGCAAGUUGGAGUUGCAGAUCAAAGRGUUCUACGAGAUGAGAUCACCGACUCACAAGAAGGACCUCAGUGGGUUCUAUGCCACCAUCACAGACAUCCGCARCAAGAUCCAUGCCAGGUCUGUGGAGAACGCUCAGAUGAUCCUGCGGGUGGAUAAUGCCAGAGUUGCAGCUGAUGACUUCAAGAUGAAGUUAGAGACGGAGGCUAACAUGCGUAUGACGAUGGAAGGGGAUGUGGCUCGUCUGAGAGGAGUGCUGGACAGCUUUAUGCUCACCAGAGGAGACUUGGAGAUGCAGAUUGAGGGGCUGAAGGAGGAGCUGGUCUACCUCAGGAAGAACCAUGAGGAGGAGAUGCAUUUGAUGCGGACGCAGCAUUGUGGUGCUGUGAAUGUGGAGAUGGACUGUGCUUCCUCAGUGGACAUGAGCAAGGUGCUGGAGGAGAUGAGGACCCAGUAUGAGGGCAUGGUUACGAAGAACCAGAGAAUGCUGCCAAGUGGUUUGAGACAUGAGGAGGAGCUGCAGCAGCUCAACGUCAGCAUCCAGCAGCAGGCCUCCGAGUACCAGAUCCUCCUGGACAUCAAGAUGAGGCUGGAGAUGGAGAUCGCCUGA
Molecule: messenger RNA, 1268 nt
Organism: Salvelinus sp. IW2-2015
Lineage: Eukaryota; Metazoa; Chordata; Actinopteri; Salmoniformes; Salmonidae
Source: RefSeq, a predicted model, not a curated record